UUCCUUUGAGCUUGAAGUUUGUAGAACAAAAUUAAUACUUCAAAUAUUAAUCAUUAUUUCUAACCUUGUCAAUGUCUUGACUACAUUUUAUAUUCAUUUGAUAAAUAAAAGUUAUAUUUUUCAUGGAAGACACAAAAUUGUCUGGGUGACCCGAAACCUUUGAACGGUAGUGUAUGUUGAACAACUAUACUUGCGAUUGGUUGAAACUUAUUAUUAUUUUUAGUUAUUUAUUUGGCGGUUUAUAUAUCUCCCAGACUGAAGACACAUGCAGGCCUGACUUACCAGAGAGGUGUGAAGAGCUCAGGUGAAACAACAUCCCCUCAUGCCUUCAUUAGCGGAUCACAUCAAACUGAUAAUUGUCGUCGUGCAGACUUUAAAGAGUUAUUUCGCACAAAAGGAAUCUAAUUAUUUUUCUUUCCAUCACAUUAUCCGUCUAUUUAGCCCGAUUCACACCACAGUGAUAACGAACGACGUCCUUCGAGACGGUCGCAUUUUGGCACUUGAAGUUUUCUUUGAACUUUUUUCGCCUGAGCUGUGAACCCAUAAACCUCCGGAGAUCUGCUUCUAUAUAAAAAGGCGUUGGCCAAAAUCACCUCCACAGAAUCCGCCUGUCAUUCACCCCGAAUGUCAUCCGCGCUACGCGAACGUCUUGGAGUCUCUGGAUAUUUCUAACAUGGACCUGGAGGUUGUCACCGCUAAAAUGCUGUCUGAGUGGAAGACUUUUGUGGACGUUCACGACUCGCUUCAGUCCACCUCCCCGGACUCCUCGAUAGACUCCAUGUGCUCUUCACCGGAGAUGUGCUACUCCAGCGGGCACCAAGAGAUGAAGGACUUCCCCUUCGGCUUCACCGGACCGAGGGCUACUCCAACGGCGCAGAGGCUGGGCAAGCCCAAGAUGUCCACCAAAAGACGCAUGAAGGCCAGCGAGAGGGAGAAGAUGCGGAUGAGGAGUCUCGCCGAGGCUCUGCACCAUCUGCGCGACUACCUGCCGCCGGACUACAGCAAGAGAGGCCAACCCCUGACCAAGAUACAGACCCUCAAAUACACAAUUGAAUACAUCAACAAGCUUUCUGACAUCCUGGGCCGCGCGUAACGGACACACAUUUGACUUUUUACGCGUCAGGUUUACUCUCAUCUGGACAUUAAAUAAAGUGUGUUUUAUAUGAGAAAUACAAUAUUUUGAGAUAACUUAAUUGUUAAAUUUCAUAAAUAUGUCCUUCUUUUUGCCGUUUUCUUGUAAAUAUUGUUUAGCGGGCACUUGGCAAUUAUGGUGUGGCCCUUAUGAGGCUGCCUUUGAUAGAGUUAUGAAUGCAGUGUUUGGAAAUACAGUGUGCUGUUUGUUGAUAUGUUUAUGUUUCUCUGAUGGUAUGGGCUUGAAACAUUAU
Messenger RNA from Pseudoliparis swirei, 1385 nucleotides. It is a transcript of the gene msgn1, whose product is annotated as mesogenin 1. Gene Ontology annotation, cellular component: nucleus. Gene Ontology annotation, molecular function: protein dimerization activity; DNA-binding transcription factor activity, RNA polymerase II-specific; RNA polymerase II cis-regulatory region sequence-specific DNA binding. Gene Ontology annotation, biological process: regulation of transcription by RNA polymerase II; mesoderm formation. The coding region runs from base 674 to 1093 and encodes 139 amino acids. NCBI's taxonomy places the organism in Eukaryota, Metazoa, Chordata, Actinopteri, Perciformes, Liparidae. The transcript has a single exon. The record is from RefSeq and is a predicted model, not a curated record.